Drosophila nasuta is the source of this 3311-nucleotide messenger RNA. RefSeq lists its product as uncharacterized. Bases 228 to 2690 code for a protein of 820 amino acids. The record is from RefSeq and is a predicted model, not a curated record. The transcript has 3 exons. NCBI's taxonomy places the organism in Eukaryota, Metazoa, Arthropoda, Insecta, Diptera, Drosophilidae.
CUUUAGUUGCUAGCCCAGAGUCGACCCAGAAGUUGAAGCAACGUUUUUAUUUUAGCUUGGCAUCGAUCAACAAUUCAAUUGACCAUUGAAUUUUGAUACGAUCGGAUUCACACAAGGAUUAUACACAACACAACGCCGUCGCAGUGUCGCACGUCGGGAUAAUAACCUAAAACUUUAACACUAAAGGAAUACCAGCUGCCAUCUGUUGCAGUUUUAAAGUGCUCACCAUGAGAAGUGCACUUUUUGUCUUAGCACUUUGCGUUGCGGCAGUUGCCACCGCAUCCGCUGAUGCCAUCCAUGAGCGGAAGAUUCGUGCGGCCGAGGGUUACUUCUACCCCCCUCCAGAUGUACCAUUCGAGUUGCCAACCAAGCGCACCACCCUGCCGCCAACGACCAGGGCGCCAACGACCAGGCCGCCUCCUACCUACUUGCCGCCUACCAACAAGCCACAGCCACCUGUGACGACACGCAGGACGACUCUGCCACCACCACCACCAACGACUCGUCGCCCAACUCCACCACCGACCAGGGCUACGCCACCACCAACGAGGGCAACUCGUCCACCCACUCCACCACCAACUUACUUGCCCCCUACCAACAAGCCUCAGCCACCAGUGACCACGACUCGUCGUCCAAAUCCACCACCCACAACCAGGGCUACCACCAGGGCUACUCCUCGCACCACUCCGGCGCCAACUUACUUGCCACCCACCAACAAGCCUCAGCCACCAGUGAUCAUCACGACUCGUCGCCCAGCGCCACCACCAACGACCAGGGCUACCACCAGGGCUACAACUCGGGCAACUACCAGGGCUCCACCACGUACCACUCCUGCUCCAACUUAUCUGCCGCCUACCAACAAGCCCCAGCCACCAGUGAUCAUCACAACUCGUCGUCCAACUCCACCACCAACUAGGGCUACUCCACCACCAACCAGGGCUACACCCCCACCAACCAGGGCUACUCGUCCACCAACUCCACCACCAACCUACUUGCCCCCUACCAACAAGCCUCAGCCACCAGUCAUCAUUACUACUCGUCCACCUCCACCACCAACAACCAGGGCUACCACCAGGGCUCCACCACGUACGACUCCCCGUCCAACGAGCACUCCAGCACCUACCUACUUGCCACCUACCAACAAGCCACAGCCUCCUGUGACCACUCGUAGAACGACAGUGCCACCACCACCACCAACGACUCGUCGCCCAACUCCACCACCAACCAGGGCUACCCCACCACCAACCAGGGCUACUCGUCCACCAACUCUACCACCAACUUACUUGCCCCCUACCAACAAGCCUCAGCCACCAGUGACCACGACUCGUCGUCCAACUCCACCACCCACAACCAGGGCUACCACUAGGGCUACUCCACGCACCACUCCUGCUCCAACCUAUCUGCCACCCACCAACAAGCCCCAGCCACCAGUGAUCAUCACUACUCGUCGUCCAACUCCACCACCGACCAGGGCUACUCCACCACCAACCCGGGCUACACCUCCACCAACCAGGGCUACUCGUCCACCAACUCCACCACCAACUUACUUGCCCCCUACCAACAAGCCUCAGCCACCAGUGACCACGACUCGUCGUCCACCUCCACCACCAACAACCAGGGCUACCACCAGGGCUCCACCACGUACUACUCCCGCCCCUCCUCGCCCGACUAGCACACCCGCCCCCACUUAUCUGCCCCCAACCAACAAGCCACAGCCUCCAGUGAUCAUCACUACUCGUCGCCCAACUCCUCCACCAACCAGGGCUACCCCACCACCAACUAGGGCUACACCUCCACCAACCAGGGCUACUCGUCCACCCACUCCACCACCAACUUACUUGCCCCCUACCAACAAGCCUCAGCCACCAGUAACCACGACUCGUCGUCCUCCACCACCACCCACAACCAGGGCUACUCCUCGCACCACUCGUGCCACCACCCCUGCUCCAACUUAUCUGCCACCCACCAACAAGCCACAGCCACCAGUGGUCAUCACUACUCGUCGGCCAACUCCUCCACCAACCAGGGCUACUCCACCACCAACUAGGGCUACCCCACCACCAACCAGGGCUACUCGUCCACCCACUCCACCACCAACUUAUCUGCCACCCACAAACAAGCCACAGCCCCCAGUGACAACCACCCGCAGACCAGCACCACCACCAACUUACACGACUGCUCGUCCCACUUUCCGUACCACCCCGGCUCCUACUUACUUGCCACCCACCAACAAGCCCCAGCCACCAGUGGUCAUCACGACUCGUCGUCCCCCACCACCACCACCAACCACUCGUCGUCCUCUGCCACCACCACCACCAACGACUCAGCGUCCAGUUCCCACAUACUUGCCCCCUACAAACAAGCCACAGCCCCCAGUGACUCGUGCCACAACCACGACUCGUCGCCCAACAGCACCACCAACCACUCGUCGUCCUCCUCCACCACCACCAACGACUCAGCGUCCAGUCCCCACUUAUCUGCCACCCACAAAUAAGCCACAGCCCCCAGUGACUCGUGCCACAACCACGACUCGUCGUCCCACGCCACCACCCACCACUCGUGCCACGGUGCCAACCACUCGCAGGACCACUCCCUACGUGCCACCACCAACCAGGGCUAGCGUUCCACCACAAACGACCAAACAUCAGGGCUACCAAUACCCCAGGCCCAGCAUUCCCUUUGACUUCUAAGCACCCGGAUACCGGUUAAUCGGUUAACUAGCCAGUUAUCAGUUAUCGAGGUCGAUCAGCGAUCGGGUGACAUUUCAUUUCAUUUUAAUUGAAAUAUUAUUGUCGAUGAGGGGAUGCAAUAACUGAUGCUCUUUUUAUUAAAUAACAAAAGUAUAUCUAGCAAUGCAAUGCCAACCAUAUUUCUAGGGCUAGAUACAUCUAGUCAAUACAGUCAAAAAACAAAAAAAGAAAAGAAAAUGAAAGAUUUUUAAAGCGUUUGAUGAGGGUGCUCAACUCAAAGAUCCAAGAACCAACCAUCGAAACGAAUCAACUGAAGCGUCAGCAAGAAUCAAAACUCGUUUUGUUUAUUUUUUAUUAAUUAAUGAAUCGCAUACUCAUACAAUUAGGGAUCUAUGUAUCAACUUUUGUAAAUCUUAAAGUCUAUACUUUUACUUCCCUACCCCUACCCCUCCCCCUGGCUAAUUCACUGCCACUCCCCCCAACCCCCUCACAAUCUUGCUAUGUUUUAUUGUACGUUUCCAUGAUGAAAAACGCCUCAAGACUAUUUAGCUCUAUAUAUUGAAAUAAAAUGAAUAUCUUUUAUACAAAUUUCCAAAACCCCGAACAAUAAAUUAAGUUUAU